Messenger RNA from Henningerozyma blattae CBS 6284, 804 nucleotides. RefSeq lists its product as uncharacterized. NCBI's taxonomy places the organism in Eukaryota, Fungi, Ascomycota, Saccharomycetes, Saccharomycetales, Saccharomycetaceae. The transcript has a single exon. Bases 1 to 804 code for a protein of 267 amino acids. The record is from RefSeq and is a predicted model, not a curated record.
AUGCCCCUUUGUUGUGUGGGCAUCGAGUAUCGGAUGGUCUUCCCGACAGCCAUAUAUAAACAUCGAUUUACCUGCCAUAAUCGAAUCGAUUGUCUGUUCUGUAUGUCCAAGAUCAACAUCUCCCUCACACACCCUCCCUCACUCACCCCCCCAUCUCACACUAUGAAAUUCUCUGCUGCUGCUUUGAUCUCCACUUUGGCCGUCGCCGCCUCUGCCCAAGAUGAUAACUCCACCGAAGUCUAUUCUUUGGCCAGUAACGAAACCGAGUUUUUGAACUUGACUGAUUUCGAUGCUCCUUUGAACAUCACUUUUAACGACAACACCACCUAUGUCAACGGUACCAACAUAUCCACUUUGGUGUUCAACGAAACCACCGGUAACAUCACAAACAUCACUUUGUCCAGCUUCAACGGUUCCGAAAUCACCGGCACUUUGACCAACUUGACUGGCGGUGCUCUAGGUUUCAACUGUUCCUACGUCAACGGUACUUUGAUCUUGAAGGAGACUUUGACCAAGUUGGUCACUGUCCCAACCGAAGACACCACUUUUGUCACCAACGGUGCCACCUACUCUGCCACUGCCAACCAGUCCUUGACCAUUACCGAUUGUCCAUGUGUCGCCACAAGAGUCUACGUCAGAGGUAACAUCACCGAACAAUUCUCUGCCAACGACACCCGUUUCACUGUUCCAGUAAACGGUACUUACUUCCCAGAAGACGAAGACAAGAAGAAGAAGAAGUCCAACGCCGGUGGUAAGCUAGUCCCAGCCUUUGGUUUGGCCCAACUGGUCAUGAUGAUGUUGUAG